AUGUUGGCGUGCCUCUCCCAGUCCUCCUACCUGAAGGCACAAGGUGGAACCUCUGGUUCUCAGCGACUCAGCGACUGUAUCAGCAGUAAUUCCGUUGCAGACGGCGUCACCCCUGCUACGACAGCGGGACAAGGCAAGGCCUGGGGCAGGCCCGACGGUGUUGACAAGGUCAUGGAAGCAAGCUGCAAGUCACCCACAGCCCAGCCUGCAACGAGCCUUCAACGAGCCUUCCUUCUCAGACCGGGAAAUGCCCUUGGCCGCGGCUGUUUGGUUAUCUAUAUGACUGUAAAGGGGACAGGUCGCCAGGGACGGCGACACCCCGGCGUAACCGCCGGCGACGUCGUCGACGUCGCCGAGUGGACCGAGUACAAGGGGACACACACCUGCACCCGGCCAUGA
Molecule: messenger RNA, 399 nt
Organism: Apiotrichum porosum
Lineage: Eukaryota; Fungi; Basidiomycota; Tremellomycetes; Trichosporonales; Trichosporonaceae
Exons: 1
Coding region: 1-399 (132 amino acids)
Source: RefSeq, a predicted model, not a curated record